AGCAGCCAAUUAGAGCUCUUGAGCAGCUAGAAAUAUUUUCUCCACCUACCCACUCUUCGCCCCUCCAGUCACACACACUAUAAGGCUGUUAGGGAUGUCCGUGUUCUAAUUGUUAGACUUCUGAAGCAGUCAUGAGGACAACUUGGAGCUGGCUCAUCUUUUGGCAUUUAACUCUGGCUGACUUGGCCAGUGCUUCCAGUGGUGAUGAAUGCCUGCCUUGCAUGCCCGUAUCCUUGGAUGUUCCAAAGCACGCCAAAUGGAUUACAAAGGAGAAAUGCCGGAAGCAUGGAAGUCAAGUAUAUGGCUAUUACAACAGCUCAGGCCUUUAUGCAGGUAACAAACCUGGACUUCCCAAAGUCAUAAAGCCCACUGACCCUAGGGUUCAAAAAGCAGCCAGGUUUGCAGUUGAAAGGUUUAACAACUGCACAAAUGACCUCUUCUUAUUCAAAGAACUUUGCAUUGAUGGAGCCAUGGUGCAGCUCGUGAAAGGACUCAAAUAUAUGAUUGAAAUGCACAUAAGCCGAACAAUUUGCAAGAAGAGGGAACAUUCCAACUUGGACAACUGUGACUUUCAGACAGAUAUAACUUUAAAACAGACAUUCAGCUGCUAUACUGAAGUUUGGGUCAUUUCCUGGCUCCAUAAGACUGAGGUGCUUCUUCUUCAUUGUCAGUGAUUUCCUUUUCAAAGAUAUUUUAUUUUUCCAAUUAUAUGUAAUAACAAUUUUCAACAUACAUUUUCCAAAAUUAUAAGAUCUGAAUUGUCUCCUUCCUUCCUUUGCCUACCCUCUCUUAGAUUUGGUAAGCAAGUUAAUCUGAGUUAUAUAUGCAUUAUCAUGCAAAAUAUACUUCAUAUUGGUCACUGUAACAAGAAAAUACUCAUAUAAAACAACCCCCCCCAAAAAAAAAACUAAAUAAGCUUAUAUUUAAAAUAAUAUGCUUUUAUCUGCAUCUGACUCCAAAAGUUCUUUCUCUGGAGGUGGAUAGCAUUCUUUGUCAUAAUUCCUUAAAAAUUGUCCUGGCUUAUUGUAUUGCUGAGAGUAGCUAAGCCAUCCCACAAUAUUGCUGUCACUGAGCACAGUGUUCCCCUGAUUCUACUUAUUUCACUCUGCAUCCAUUCAUAUAUAUCUUUCCAGCUUUUUCUGAAAUCACCAUCAUAUACCACAAUUUGUUCACCCAUUCUCCAAUUGAUGGAUAUGUCAAUUUCCAAUUCUUUGCCACCACAAAAAGAGCAGCUUUACAUAUUUUUGUACUAGUAGAACCUUUCCCCUUUUUUAUGAUAUCUUUGGGACAUUGUACCCAGUAGUGGUAUUACAAGAUCAAGGUAUACACAAAGGUAUACACAGUUUUAAAGCCCUUUGGAUAUAGUUCCAAAUUGCCAUCCAGAGUGGUUGGAUCAAUUCACAACUCCACCAAUAAUGUAUUAGUGUCACAAUUUUGCCACAUUCCCUCCAAAAUUUAUACUGUCAUAAUAGCAAAUCUGAUCACUUUCCGUUACUAUCAUAAUAGCCAAUCUGAUAAGGUAUGAGGUGGUGCCUCAGAGUUGUUUUAAUUUUUAUUUCUCUAAUCAAGGGUGAUUUUAAAUAAUUUUUAUAUGAUUAUUGAUAGUUUUGGUUUCUUCAUCUGAAAACUGCUUGUUCAUAUCCUUUGACCAUUUGUCAGAUGGAAAAUGGCUUGUAUUUAUAUAAAUUUGACUUACUUCUCUAUAAAUUUGAGAAAUUAGACUUUUAACAGAGAAUUUUGGUAUAAAUUUUUUUCCCAUUAAUUGUUUCCCUUCUCAUCUUGGUUACAUUGGUUGUUUGUACAAAAGCUU
Molecule: messenger RNA, 1810 nt
Organism: Monodelphis domestica (gray short-tailed opossum)
Lineage: Eukaryota; Metazoa; Chordata; Mammalia; Didelphimorphia; Didelphidae
Gene: CST7
Product: cystatin F
Biological process (GO): negative regulation of microglial cell activation; positive regulation of myelination; immune response
Cellular component (GO): lysosome; endoplasmic reticulum; late endosome
Molecular function (GO): cysteine-type endopeptidase inhibitor activity
Source: RefSeq, a predicted model, not a curated record